GCAGCCGGGAGAGGAGAGAUACACCCUGAUGGUAAACAGCAUCCAUUUUCCAUGUGGAAAGAAUUGUACAAGUUGAAUAACCAGCUCCUGACAUGACUUCUCUUGCCUGUACUUCUAAUCUGAAACUUAGCCAGAGGAUCUUUUGAGAGCUUCUUAGUUUUUUGUUACCACAUAAACACAAGUCAUAGUCAUCGCUGCUGUUAUGUCCUGGGUACAAGUUGCAGUCAGCCGAUCCAGUGAGGAUAUAUUUGAUGAAGAUGCAGAUGAGAUGUAUCUACUACAGAAAGAAUGGAACAGCACCAUGAAAAAGAGAUUGAAGGAAGGCUACAGGGAUGGAGUUGAGGCUGGGAAAGAACUUGCACUGCAAGAAGGCUUUAAUCAAGGUUACAGACACGGCGCUGAGCUGAUGGUUACAUGCGGCCAGUUCAGAGGAACCCUGAAUGCUCUCUUAUCCUGGUGUCAUUUUAAUGGACAUGAUUCUGCUUUAAAUGAGAUAAAUAAACUUCUUGAUAUGGUUGGAAAGCAUGAAGAGGAUGUCCUUAAGUAUCUGAAUUCUACUGAACAACAGCCACAUCUUAGCCACAUUUUAGACUCUGUUCAGGACAUGGACCUUAACUACACAGCUCCAGCUGGGACAGAGUGCAAUGAAGAUAAAGCUGGAAAACAUGAAGACAUUGGAAGGUCUGAUGAAAACAUUGGUAGAAACAAUGGUGAGGUUGAUUCCUUGCAGUCUGAUGGCAAGGCGAAACUCUUCACAGAUCCCGAAAGGUCAACCCUUGCUUGGGUUAAAAAGCAGACUGUUUGGCUAGUAGAGCAACUGGGCUUAUCUCUGGAUAUAGUCCAUCAUGUUCAGCAACUGGAACACUAGUUUUUCUGUCUCACGGUGUUUCAAAUUCUUUCAGUUGAAUUUUAUUCUGUGUUUGUGGACCAUGUACAGGCUGAUGCAUCACUUCUUUAGGGAAAUCUGAUUUUGAUACAUCCCAGUAGGGGUAAUUUCUGUAAAUCUUAACCAUGCUUUGGCUCCUGGCAAAAAACUCUUGCCCUCCAUCUAAACUUUCACAGUAGGAGGAAGUGGUGUUAAAGCUCUAAAAAAUUUUACCAAACCUGUUUCUGUUCUGUGUCAAAAGCUGUCAUUUCACACUGGCUUUCUCUCUUGGCAGAAGUUUGGAAAUGGAAUGGGUCCCUUAAGUAUCCCCUCUAAGGAGGUACAUUUUAGUAUCUAAAAAAUAAAUUUCCCAUUUGUCAAGUGUUAUGGACAAGCACUUCUUGCUGAAUAAUCUGCUGUUCAUGGUAUUCUAACUCAAAAUAGAAGAGGAUUUGCUGCUGAUUUCUAGAGUGUUGUGAGUCUCUCUAGUCACUAUAUAAAACGUAAACAUUUUCUACUCUGUCAAAUUCUUCCUCUUUUGUAACCACUCUGCAGUGCACUUUCACAGUUUAAAACUAGUUGUUUUGCUUUUUCCCUUUUUCUCCUACAGUUCUGGUUAGUUCUGCUGAAAACACCAUUCUCCUCAAAUGCAGUAGUACUGACACUUCCUUUGCUUUCCUGUUAGACCAUCUACUCCUACCUUGUUAGACCACACUGAACAUGUUUCCAGUCUAAUGAACUUCGUCAUGUUAUAUUUAUUUUGCCAGUUUCUCUAGCCUGGACUCUUUCCCUCGUUCCUCUAGUGGUUUUCCCGAAUUCUUAAAGGAGGCCUGGCUAAUUCACCUCUCAGAAACCCUUGCCAGUCAUACACGCAUGCAUCUGACGACUUCGUAUUUCUGUGCCAACAUUCUGUACUUGAGUGCUUUUCCUGUUGUUUGCCUUACCUGUAGCUGCAAAUUGCUCUAGUCAGGAAGUGUUUCGUUUGUCAAUGCAUAUCUCUGUUUUACACUAAUUAAACUGAUUUACAGGAAGUUAGGAGUUUGCUUGUUUUUAAAUUGCUUGUAACUUUCCUUCGUGUCUGGACAAACUGAAACUUUAAACAACUGACUUAACUAUACAUGAGAAGAGUUUAAUACC
Dryobates pubescens (Downy woodpecker) is the source of this 2002-nucleotide messenger RNA. RefSeq names its product YAE1 maturation factor of ABCE1 (gene YAE1). Lineage: Eukaryota; Metazoa; Chordata; Aves; Piciformes; Picidae. The transcript is spliced from 4 exons. The coding region runs from base 203 to 868 and encodes 221 amino acids. The record is from RefSeq and is a predicted model, not a curated record.